This is a messenger RNA of Striga asiatica, 594 nucleotides long. Lineage: Eukaryota; Viridiplantae; Streptophyta; Magnoliopsida; Lamiales; Orobanchaceae. The record is from the annotation of a GenBank genome assembly.
AUGGGGUCUCUGAAUCGUGAUGGACCGAUAGGGGUGCCUCUUAUCUCGCAGCCGAAAAUUGAAUACAGUUCCUCAAAUCCGAACGCCUUCUCAGCCGAUGUUCUCCAUUGGAGCAGAUUUGUGCGUCAAUCAGGAUGGGAGGACCCGAAGAGUUCAUCAAGCCCCAGUGAUUUGCGUAAAAGGAUGACAGUGAUAUGUUUAACUCCAGGUAGUCCUGAACGGCCUAUAUACCUUGAGGUCCAGCACAACCCCAGCCACCGACCCUGCUGCCGCUGCCACCGAUAUAACAAGACACGCAAAACUCAGCAUCUGCAAACAAAUCCACCUUUUGCUCCACUUCUCUAUCUUCUUCUGCGCAAUGUACAUCUCAACCGGAAAAUAAACCGUCAAAGGCCAAAAACCAAACGCCCCCAAAAUCCCAACAACAUCGUUAAAAAAUGGGAGCAACAUCGAUAUCACCGUCGUCAACACAACAAACGCGCACCGGAAAAUAUUGAAUUUGUAAGCCCGGCCCGCGAAGGAGAUCUCCCGGGAGAUGAAGUGGCAGUUAUUGGGCCAAGUGGACGAGGCCCAUUUCUCUACAAAGGCAAAUAG